Sebastes umbrosus (honeycomb rockfish) is the source of this 1074-nucleotide messenger RNA. RefSeq lists its product as uncharacterized. The transcript is spliced from 7 exons. The record is from RefSeq and is a predicted model, not a curated record. Lineage: Eukaryota; Metazoa; Chordata; Actinopteri; Perciformes; Sebastidae. Bases 1 to 909 code for a protein of 302 amino acids.
AUGCAAGGAGGGGACUUCAUGCUGUCCACCAACAUAUUGCUUUCGGGCAAUAAUUUCACGAAGGUUGCCCUCCUCUUCAGAUUCAUGAAUAUGGGUAUGGUGGUGCCGGCAACAUUUUACGCAGUGCAGGACAUGUACUGCGUGGAAGCUGUGAAGGACUUUUGGGAGGAGAAGAGGGCUACCGUCAUUGAACGCCUGCACACAAAGGACGGUGUUGGUGCCCCUGCUGACGGAAGGAUGGACUCCCCAGACCCAGAGAAAGGGAGGUACAAAGAUUUUGGUGUAAUCCAUUCACUGGACAUCUGGCAUGCAGCAAAAAAUUUGACCAAGAAACUUCAUGCGGCUGGGAUAAUAUCUGGACAGUCCGACAUACAUGUCUGGUUGAAGGAUAUUGUCAACCACUUUUGGUUUUGUUGCCAGAAGGCAGACAAUAGAGAGGAGUUCAUGGGUAUGUGGCGCGGGGUGUUGCAUCAUGUCACGGGCGUGCAUGAAUGGGGCCUUGGCAGAUGUCAACAUGAACCACUGCCUGCGGCGAGCCAUGGCAAAGACUGCAUGCUGUCUGGUUCUGCAGCACAUGAGGCGCUCUCGAAGAUUGUCCUCAACAGACGCUGGCUGAAAGAUGUUGAGAAGUUUCUGACCUUUCGACAAAAAAGAGUAUACAACAAAAAGUCCAAACGCUACCGCGUCACCACUGUGAAAGUAGCUAAGGACUACAGCUACAUCCCUCAGCUGCAGCAGAACAUCUUGGGCAAACGUUUGAAGGCAGUGGGGGGACUCCCAAGACGGAGAAGUAUGAGGCCAGAUGACCCACGGACUCUUGGUGUUCUCGCUGGAGUUGUACCCCCAACAACAGCUGAACUGGUCCAGGCCCAAAUCCGCAGAGGACAGGACAUGACAUCAGAAACUUGACCGAUGGGAUAAAGUAUGGAGCAUCGAGAAGUCCCAAGAGUGGUUAAAAGUGCAAUGUUUAUUAUAAAUAUGUAGAAAAAAACUCUAAAAAAUUAACUUUAUAAGUUGUAAAUACAAAAUUUGUACUUAUUUUCUUACUGUAAUAAUAAUAAAUUAUAAAUAAAA